Molecule: messenger RNA, 582 nt
Organism: Eimeria mitis
Lineage: Eukaryota; Apicomplexa; Conoidasida; Eucoccidiorida; Eimeriidae
Exons: 3
Coding region: 1-582 (193 amino acids)
Biological process (GO): regulation of transcription by RNA polymerase II
Cellular component (GO): nucleus
Molecular function (GO): transcription cis-regulatory region binding
Source: RefSeq, a predicted model, not a curated record
AUGCAUAUUCCUUGCUUCCUCCUGCUGCUGCUGCUCACUGGCGUCCUUAACAGCAGCAGCAACAGCAGCAGCAGCAACAGCAGCAGCAGCAGCAGCAGCAGCAGCUUUCCUGCAGCAGCAGCAGCUGCACUUCGCCUCAAUAGACCCCCUUCUGCUGCGUUUCAAAGCAACACAACACACAGGGGGCCCCCAGGGGGCCCCCCUCUGCUGCUAAGUUACAGCAGCAAGACGAUAGCAGCAGCACCAACAGCUCUUCUCUCCUUUCUCUAUUCAGCUUCUCCUCCUUGCAUGCGGUGGGGCUGUUUGCAGCAGCAACAGCAGCAGCAGCAACAGCAGCAGCAGCAGCAGCAGCAGCAACAGCAGCAGCAGCAGCAAGACACCAGCAGCAAACAGAUGCAGCAACCUGCAGCAGCACGGAAAGUGGAAAAAAGAGGUACAGCUGCAGCAGCAGCAGAAGCAGCAGCAGCAGAAGCAGCAGCAGCAGAUGCAGCGGCAGCAGAAGCAGCAGCACGAGCAGCAGCAGCAGAAGCAGCAGCAGCAGCAGCAACAGCUGCUGCCUCAGACUUGCUGCAGGCUCUGUGA